This is a messenger RNA of Emiliania huxleyi CCMP1516, 321 nucleotides long. RefSeq lists its product as hypothetical. The record is from RefSeq and is a predicted model, not a curated record. The transcript is spliced from 2 exons. Lineage: Eukaryota; Haptophyta; Isochrysidales; Noelaerhabdaceae. Gene Ontology annotation, cellular component: nucleus; cytoplasm. The annotation marks the transcript as partial. Gene Ontology annotation, molecular function: protein-folding chaperone binding; protein folding chaperone.
GACUACUACAAGGUGCUUGGAGUCCCGCGGUCGGCCGACGCGAAGAAGAUCAAGAAGGCCUACCGCAAGCUUGCGCUGGAGUGGCAUCCCGACAAGAACCCGGACAAGACCGAGGAGGCCGAGGCAAAAUUCAGGGAGAUUACGGAGGCCUACACCGUCCUCACUGACGACGAGAAGCGGCGUGUCUACGAUCAGUUUGGCGAGGCCGGCCUCAAGGGCGAAGCCGGCUCCGGCGGCCCCGGCUUCGGCGGCGGCGCGGGCAUGAAUGUUGACCCCCGCGAGAUCUUCAAGCAGUUCUUUGGCGGCGCCGACCCUUUUGGA